CUUUCUGAUUUCUACCUUCUUAAGCUUUCUGCUUGGUUCGCGAGAAAAGUCUUGAAAGUGAAGAUUGUGUAAAAGUUCAAUGGGGAAUGCUUCGUCAAUGCUUACUCAAUAUGAUAUAGAAGAGGUUCAACGACACUGUCAUAAUCUAUUCUCCCAGCAAGAGAUAGUGUCCUUGUAUAAAAGAUUUUGCCAGCUUGAUCGUAAUGCUAAAGGAUUUAUCUCAGCUGACGAGUUCUUAUCAGUGCCUGAGUUUGCAAUGAAUCCACUUUCCCAGAGGCUGCUUAAAAUGGUGGAUGGUUUGAAUUUUAAGGAUUUUGUGGCAUUCUUAUCUGCAUUUAGUGCUAAAGCAAGUCUGGAACAGAAAGUAGGACUUAUUUUCAAGGUAUACGACUCAGAUGGUAAUGGAAAAGUAUCUUUCAAUGAUAUAUUAGAAGUUCUUCAAGAUUUGUCAGGUUCUUUCAUGUCUGAUGAGCAAAGACAGCAAGUGCUGUGCCAAGUUUUGAAAGAGGCAGGUUACACAAGGGAAUCUUACUUGAUGCUGGAUGACUUCAUUAAGGUUUUUGGACAUUUUGGCCUAAAAAUGGAGGUGGAAGUUCCAGUUGACUAAAGCUAAUCAGGCAGUCUUUCAUACCUUAAACUUGAGAUAAGCACUUGGAGAAAAAGACCCUCUAUUGUGCUUAUUGUUAAACGCUUUGAAGUCAAAUUGAAAGAACAUACAACUGUAUUCAUGUCUUUAUGUAUAACCUCAAAUUAAUUAUUAAAAAAAAAAAAGAAGAAAGGAACGAAGAAUCAGAAACUUGAGUGUUAGAAUAAACUUUCAGCUUAUCUGUAAAUGGUUCAUCAUCUCUGGAAUUUUUAGCAUUUGAGAUGUAUGAUUUAGUUGUUGACAAGUUACUUCUUUAUUCUCUAAUUUAUCUCAAAUACCUGCAUUUAUUGAUC
Messenger RNA from Hevea brasiliensis (rubber tree), 939 nucleotides. RefSeq lists its product as uncharacterized. Lineage: Eukaryota; Viridiplantae; Streptophyta; Magnoliopsida; Malpighiales; Euphorbiaceae. The coding region runs from base 80 to 607 and encodes 175 amino acids. Gene Ontology annotation, molecular function: calcium ion binding. The transcript has 7 exons. The record is from RefSeq and is a predicted model, not a curated record.